Messenger RNA from Amborella trichopoda, 765 nucleotides. Lineage: Eukaryota; Viridiplantae; Streptophyta; Magnoliopsida; Amborellales; Amborellaceae. The record is from RefSeq and is a predicted model, not a curated record.
AUGAGUUGGAAAAGCAAGAUAUAGAUAAUUGGGGGAACUGGUUAUCUUGGUAAAUUCAUGGUACAGGCCAGUAUUUCAAUCGGACAUCCGACCUAUGUCUACAGUCGACCUUCUACAGGGGCCCCCGAUUCUUCUUCCAAGAUUCAAGUCAUCCAUGACUUUCAAUCCACGGGAGUUCACAUUAUUGAGGGGUACUUGGAUGAAUAUGAUAAGCUGCUUUCGGUGCUUCAUAAAGUUGAUGCUGUGAUCGCAUUGUUGCCCAUUCCACAACAUUUAGAGCAACUCAAACUCAUAAAUGGCAUCAAAGAAGUGGGAAAUAUUAAGAGGUUUAUCCCUUCAGAGUUUAGCGUUGAAUCAGGCAGGGCACAUAGUUUGCCUUCAUUUCAAAGAAUAAUUGAUACUAAGAAGAAAAUUAGAAGGGUUAUCAAAGAGGCCAAGAUUCCACACACUAUUGUUGUUGAGAAUGCCUUUGGUGCUUACUUUGUAGAUUACUUGCUAAAUCCUCAGGAACAAAGGGAUGAAAUUACAAUCUAUGGGGAUGGCAAAGCAAAAGCUGUGAUGACCUUUGAGGAAGACAUUGCUGCUUUCACAAUAAGGGCAGUUGAUGAUAUCCGCACACUCAACCGCGUUGUCAUCUGCAAACCACCCAAGAACGUCAUUUCUCAGCUUGAUUUGAUCUCUUUGUGGGAGAAAAGAUGUGGAAAGAGUCUAACGAGAAACUUUCUCUCAGAAGACCAAAUAAUUAAACUCACUGAGAGCAUGUAA